AUGGGAAAGGACUAGCUUCAAGAUCACGGAAUCUAUUUGUUAGAAGGGAUCACAGAAGCCAUCUAGCCCAGUCUGUACCUAACAGAGAAUCCCUUCAAUAAGAGAUCAUUCAAUCAUCCCUCGAAAAUCACAGGUAAAAGUAACUCCAUCCCUCCCAAGGCAACUUGAUCUGAAACAUUGGCUCUGCUUUAUCAUGAGAUUCUUGCUCUGUCUUUGAUGACCUUCACCAAGGAGGUAACAGGGCUUUUAACCAGCUAAAGGUAAGGAGAAGCAUCCAAGACCAACUUCCAGAAAGCUCUGCCUUUAGCACAAGACAAGAAAAGCAAAAUGAUUGAGCCCAUGGGGAAUCAGUAUGUCGUGGCCAGACAAGUGUACUCACAAAAUGCUUUUGGUGAAGAACAUAAGAAGAUAAAAAGACACCAUAAAACAAUUUUGGACCAUUUCAGGAUAUGCUGUAGGUGCUCAUCACAAAAGGCCAAGAAAGUAGCCCUUUCCUUGUUCCCCAUAGCCUCUUGGUUACCUGCCUAUCGUCUAAAGGAAUGGCUGUUCAGUGAUAUUGUUUCUGGCAUCAGCACUGGGCUAGUAGCUGUACUGCAAGGUAUGGCUUUUGCUCUGCUGGUAGACGUCCCCCCAGUUUAUGGGCUUUAUGCAGCCUUUUUCCCUGUCAUAGUCUACUUCUUCUUUGGCACUUCUAGACACCUCUCUGUUGGUCCUUUUCCAAUUCUGAGCAUGAUGGUGGGAGCAGUAGUUACAAAAAUAGGCAGCGCCACAGACACAGAGAAAGUAACUGCAGCCGCCUCCAUCACCGUUCUAGUUGGAAUUAUUCAGUUGGGCCUGGGAAUAUUACAGAUUGGAUUUGUAGUUAUCUACUUAUCCGAGUCGCUAAUUAGUGGCUUCACAACAGCUGCAGCAAUUCAUGUUGUGGUGUCCCAGCUGAAAUUCAUCCUCCAGCUCCCAGUCCCUCCACACACUGACCCUUUUUCGCUCUUCAAAGUUCUGCACUCUAUCUUUUCACAAAUUAGGAAUACUAAUAUUGCAGAUCUUGUGACAUCCCUCGUAAUACUGAUAAUUGUGUUCAUAGUUAAAGAAAUAAAUCAGAGAUUCCAAAACAAACUACCAGUACCCAUUCCAAUCGAACUCAUCAUGACAGUCAUUGCAGCAGGUGUGUCCUAUGGUUUUGACUUCCAAAGUAAAUUUCAAGUGGCGAUAGUUGGUAAAAUGGAAAGAGGAUUUAAGAUACCUUCUGCACCCUCUAUGAAGAUUUGGCAAGAUAACAUUGGUGAUGCCUUCAUCAUUGCAAUUAUUGGAUUUGCAGUAGCAUUUUCUGUUGCAAGUGUAUAUUCUAUUAAAUAUGAUUAUCACAUUAGUGGAAAUCAGGAGUUAAUUGCCUUUGGCUUGGGCAACAUAGUUGGUGGAUCAUUCACAGGUUUUGCAGCAAGCACUUCACUCUCCAGAUCAGGUGUGCAGGAGAGCACGGGAGGCAAAACACAGAUUGCCGGGUUUCUUUCAGCUAUUAUUGUUUUGAUUGUCAUCGUGGCAAUCGGAUUUCUUCUGGAGCCACUACAAAAGUCUGUGCUGGCAGCUUUAGCUCUUGGAAAUUUAAAAGGGAUGCUAAUGCAGUUUGCAGAAGUGUACAGAUUAUGGAAAAAGGACAAGUAUGACUGUGCAAUCUGGAUUUUCACUUUCCUGGCUGCUGUUGUCCUGGGUCUUGCUUACGGACUAGCAGCGAGCAUUGCAUUCCAGCUCCUCACUGUUGUGUUCCGGACUCAGUUCCCGAAAUGUAGCAUAUUGGCCAACGUUGGAAGAAGUGACAUCUAUAAGAACAGAAAAGAUUACCCUGAGAUUUAUGAGCCAGAGGGAGUGAAGAUUUUCAAAUGUCCAUCUCCUAUUUAUUUUGCAAAUAUUAGUUUCUUCAAGAGAAAACUUAUUGAUGCUGUUGGUUUUAAACCAGCUAGAAUUUUGCGAAAGCGCAACAAAGCCCUGAAGAAAAUUCGAAAGUUGGAGAAGAAGGGACAAUUACAAAUAACACCAAAAGGAUUUAUCUAUACCGCUGAUGGCUUCAAAGACUCUGAUGACGAGCUAGAUAACAGUCGCAUAGAGGAAUUGGACCAGCCUAUCCAGACUGCAGAUCUGCCCUUUCAGAUAGACUGGAACUCAGAUCUUCCUCUCAACAUUGAAGUUCCCAAAAUCCAUCUUCACAGCCUCAUUCUUGACUUUUCAUCUGUAUCAUUCAUUGAUACUUCUUCAAUGAGAGGCCUUAAAUCGAUUUUGCAAGGAUUUCUCAGGAUCGAUGUGGAUGUGUAUAUUGUUGGGACUGACGAUAAUUUUGUAGAAAAGCUUGAACGGUGUGGAUUUUUUGACCAGGAAGUCCAGAGCUCAAUAUUUUUCCUGACGAUUCAUGAUGCCAUUUUGCACAUUUGGAUGAAAAAGAACUACAUUAUUUCAAAGAACAACCACAAUCAGGAGAAAGAAAUGAAAGUUGAUUUUACUAUAAACACAAAUGGAGGACUUCGCAAUAGGGAUUGCCAGGAACCUGUGGAAACAAAAUUAUAAUCAAAAUAAAAUUCAGGGAGCUCUUUAUCAGAUUGUCCAGUAUAGAAUAACUUUAUAUCCAGAGAAUCAUCAAUAAGUUCAUACAUCAUAUGAAGAAUAUUUUUACUACACGGAAUUGUUUCAAUUUUUGGAACAAGAUUGUUCUAACAUAGUACAUUUUCACACGUCUACUAUAAAAUGAUAUAAAUACUCUUAAUUUUUUAUUUUAUAGAUUUACCUGACAAAAAGAGAAAUAAUUAUGUACAUAUAUAUUUGUAUUUAUAUUGUGCUGAUGGAUUCUAAUCCAAGUCACUGCCUUUGUGUGUAAGGGUUUUUAUAAUGUAUUUACACAACUGCUUUGGACCCUGUAAUUUAUACACCUUUAUAAUAAUGCAUUUACAUAACUGUUUUGAAUUCUGUAAUUUAUAACCCUAAACUUUAAAAUGUAACUUUACUUUUAAAAAUC
Messenger RNA from Vombatus ursinus (common wombat), 2998 nucleotides. It is a transcript of the gene SLC26A3, whose product is annotated as solute carrier family 26 member 3. Gene Ontology annotation, biological process: transmembrane transport. NCBI's taxonomy places the organism in Eukaryota, Metazoa, Chordata, Mammalia, Diprotodontia, Vombatidae. Bases 328 to 2553 code for a protein of 741 amino acids. The record is from RefSeq and is a predicted model, not a curated record. The transcript has 22 exons. Gene Ontology annotation, cellular component: membrane. Gene Ontology annotation, molecular function: chloride transmembrane transporter activity; secondary active sulfate transmembrane transporter activity; bicarbonate transmembrane transporter activity.